This is a messenger RNA of Dichotomopilus funicola, 1602 nucleotides long. Its product is annotated as MFS general substrate transporter. Gene Ontology annotation, biological process: transmembrane transport. The transcript is spliced from 4 exons. Gene Ontology annotation, molecular function: transmembrane transporter activity. Lineage: Eukaryota; Fungi; Ascomycota; Sordariomycetes; Sordariales; Chaetomiaceae. Bases 1 to 1602 code for a protein of 533 amino acids. The record is from RefSeq and is a predicted model, not a curated record. Gene Ontology annotation, cellular component: plasma membrane.
AUGGACGACCCAAAGACAACACCACCGUCUUCGACACUGAUAUCGUCCUCAACCCCAUCACCAACACCAACAUCACCACCCCCAAAACCAUACUCCACCUUCCCCCCCUCCGUCUGCACCUACCUAACCUACCUCCUCGGCGUAACCAUCACCCUCUCCACACUAACAGCCACCAUCUACUUUCCGCUCAUCCCGACCCUCGCAGCCUACUUUAGCGGCAGCAGCAACACAAAAACAACAACCAUCCAAUCCAUAAACCUCACCGUAACAGCCUACGCCAUCGCCCAAGCGCUCUCCCCGGCCCUCUUCGCCUCCCUCGCGGACCUUCCCACCCUCGGCCGCCGGCCGGUUUUGCUGGGACUUAUAGCGCUUUAUGCUUUGGCUAGUUUGGGGCUGGGAUACACAGCCCUACUAACGCUUCGCAUCCUGCAAAGCAUCGCCGGUUCUCCCACCCCCGCUCUCGCAUACGGUAUCGUAGCUGAUGUGGCGCCUGUGUCGGAGCGUGGAGCGAUGCUGGGACCGUUGUUGGCGACUUGUAAUGCGUUGUCUGCGGUUGGGCCGGUUGUUGGGGGGGCGGUUGCUUAUCGGGGGGGUAGCAGCAGUAGUGGCGGUGGUGUUGGUGAUAGGGUGUUUUGGGGGUUGUUGGGGCUGGCGGGGGUGGUGUUGGUGGUCGUGGGGUUGACGAUGCCUGAGACGGGGAGGGGGGUGGUUGGGAAUGGGGAGGGGAGGACUUGGUGGGUUGUUGGGAGGAGGUGGUUUACUAGAAGGAGGGAGAAGGGCAAGAGAGAGAAAGAAAAGGGUGUUGUGAAAACGGAGAAGGGGGACGACGGAAAGGAUGAUAAGACCACCAAAACUAAGGGCAGAUGGUCUCUCCUCGACGUAGCCGCGUCCUUCCGCAUCCUCUUCCACAAAGACGCCUUCGCCGUGCUGUGGAUGGUCGCCUCGUCGUACUGCAUCUACUACACCUUCCAAGUCGCGAUCCCCGUCAUCUUUGACGAGGUGUACGGCUACAACGAGCUCGAGAUCGGUCUGGUCUUCCUCCCGGGCCUUGUGGGCAUGACUAUCGGUGGGAUGGUCGCUGGUCGGUUGGUUGAUCGGAACUAUGCCGUCGUUGCGAGACGGCAUGGUCUGGGGGAUGCGGGCGAUACCGGGCGGAAAGAACGAAAACGCGGCCACGAACUAGGCGACUUCCCCAUCGAAGCAGCGCGGUACCGCCACUGUCUCGGCUUCAUCCUUCUCGAAACGCUCGUCGUGAUCGGCUACGGCUGGGCGGUCUGGCUGCGUGUUCACCCGGCGGUGCCCAUCAUCCUCCAAUUCUUUGCCUGCGCGCUGUCGACACUGCUCAGCCACACGGCCAGCGCGCUGCUGGUUGACAUCUUCCCGGACUCGUCGAGCUCGGCGUACGCGUCUGGGCAGCUGAUGCGGUGCGGGCUGAGUGCGGCCUCGGCGGCUGUGGUGCAGCCGCUGGUGGAUGCUGUUGGGAGGGGGUGGUAUUUUACGAUUUUCUCGUCGUUCGCGAAUUUGUCGUGUGCUGCGUCGGUGGUUGUGAGCUUGUGGAAGGGGAGGGAGUGGCGGCGGAAGCGGUUUGAGCAGGGUCGAUGA